Molecule: messenger RNA, 2595 nt
Organism: Symbiodinium necroappetens
Lineage: Eukaryota; Dinophyceae; Suessiales; Symbiodiniaceae
Source: the annotation of a GenBank genome assembly
AUGCCUGAUUUUAUCGCCGGGUCUGAGGAACCGUUCUUUAACUUCUGUCGCGCGAUAGUGGAUGCAACAGCUGAGCAUGUGUGCGCUUUUAAACCUCAAUUUGCACACUUCGCAGCACAGGGUGCGGAGAACGAACUGGCACGGCUGAUAGCCUAUAUAAAGUCCGAAUACCCCCAUAUUCUUGUUGUGCUCGAUGCAAAGCGAGGCGAUAUCGGCAGCACCGCUGAAUAUUACGUCCAGGAGGCUUAUCAGCGUUAUGACGCAGACGCAGUGACGUUAAGCCCAUAUCUGGGUUAUGAAAGUGUGGCGCCCUAUCUGGCGCAUCAUGACCGGGGUGUGGUCGUACUUUGCCGUACCAGUAAUGCGGACAGUAACUGGUUGCAGAAUGACAGUAGAGACACGCCACCGAUCUACCAGCGUGUGGCGCAAAGGGUUGCCCAGUGGAAUGUUGCGGGUCAGUGCAUGCUGGUUGCUGGUGCCACUUAUCCUCAGGAGUUGGGAGAAAUUCGCAAGCUGGUAGAGGAUAUGCCGCUGUUGGUACCGGGUAUCGGUGCUCAAGGUGGCGAUCUGCAGGCCGUGAUGGAAAAUGGUCUUGACCGGUUCGGGACGGGUCUAUUGAUCUCCAGUUCUCGUGGAAUUCUUUAUGCAGGUUCAGGUGAAGGCUUUGAAAGUGCGGCGGGUGAGUUACAGCGUCAUCUUUGGCGCAAGAGGGAGACACGGCGCGUGACCCCAGACGCGGUCAUCUUACGCUACCUACAGAUUGUUGCGCCGUUGCGGUGCGAUAUCGAUGAAUUGUGCCUGCUUUUAUCUGCAGACGCUGAUCUGCUUACCCGCUGGCUCAAACUGCUCAACAUCCCUGCAGAUCUGGAUGCGCUGCGUACUCAGAUAGCCAACCUUGACGGCCACGAACGUUCUGCUCUGGCGCGUGCCCAGGCCUGGUCGGUUUUACCGAUUGUUGGUAGCGCGCGUUUGAGUCUGGACCAGUGGAUGUCCGUGUUGCGGGCAGCUUGUCUUGCCCAGUUGCUGGUUGAUCACCUCGAGCCGCAAUCAGAUGUUGAAGAUGGCGAAGCGCAUGCCAAUGUGCGGCUGCGUGCUCUACUGGCGGUAUCGGGUGUGCAGCUGCCACAUGAUCCGCAGCUAUCAGCCCUGAUCAAAUACCGUGGUACCAACCCUGCCUUAUUGGAAGAUGCGCUGCUGGAAUUGCGCGUUUUUGCGGUCGUCGAUGCGUUGGAGGUCGGGCGCGAAUUUGAGCUGGCUGAACAGUUGCUGGAUAUGUCGCGGCAAACUCUGGCUGGCCUUCUGGAGGACUCUGAACGGGCCGCCAGCGAGCUUGUUGCGCGUUUCGGCGUUGGUCUGACUCCGGAUACGGAGAACGAUGCCGCGCAGCAAAUCUGGCUCCGUCAGCAGAUAUCAAUCAUGACUGAAGGUAUGGCGGACUGUCAUGAUUGGCAGUCACUGCAGCUGCAGCAUGAUCUGGUCAGCCGCUGUCUGUUUCUGCAAGCACCCCUGUUGCUUGUGGACGAGACCGGCCAGAGUGUUCUGCAUGUAUUGGGAUAUCCGGAUUACGCAAUCAAACUCGAUAGCAGGACCAGUAUUCUGGCCGCGACGGCACGGGGCGUUAAAACCCUCAGCGUGGCGGAAAGUGAUGACCUGGCUGUUGUUGACCGUUUGCUGUUGCGCGAACUCGAUUGCGAGGAGGCGGUCGCUGUACCCCUAAGUUUGACAAACGGUGCUGGCUUGAUGCUGGUUGCCUCGGACGAAGACAGUGAUGUCGAAUUGCAGGCAGAACUUUAUGUAGAGCAUCUGCAGAAUCAUGUUGAGCGGCUUUGUCGGGACGCUUCGACUAACGCAGAUCUGAUGGUUGAUGAUGAUCAGGAUCUCCUCGAACAGUUUCGCGCCGCAGAAUAUAAUCGUUUGCGUGAAAUUGUGCACGAGGCGAACAAUCCGCUCAGCAUUGUUCAUAAUUACCUGCAUAUUCUGGAGCUUCGCUUACAGCAUGAACCCGAAGCUGUUGAACAACUGGAGUUGAUCGGCAAUGAAUUGCGGCGGGCGGGAGAAGUGUUUACCCGCGCGCGAGAUAUACCGCUAAAGACAGAUGUACAGGUUUUGCCCGUCGGCACGGUUACCGAAGUCGAUCUGGCGUCUUUUUUGGAAAAUCUGGUAGAGCUUUUUUCCGGCUAUGCCUCAAACGCCGGGGUGGAGCUGUCUUCGCAGACGACAGGUAUCGUUGGCACCCUGACUACUCAAGCGGAUAAGCUGUCGCAAUUGCUCAAUAACCUGCUGAAGAAUGCGAUCGAAGCCUGCCAGCCAGGAGAUGAUGUCAGCGUCGGCGCACGUGCCGGCGUUUACCGUGAUGGUAGUGUUGGUGUUGAGAUCUAUGUUGAGGAUGAAGGUCCGGGGCUUGCGGAUGAAGUGCUUUACAACCUUGCAGGUGCGAAGCGCUCCAGCAAAGGCGGAGACCACCAGGGCGUGGGUUUGCAGGUGGCUUUCCGGUUGGCAAUUGAACUGGAAGGUGCUCUGGAUGUCCGCACGCUGGCAGGGCAGGGCACAACCUUCAGUUUGUUCCUGCCCCGCGAGCCUGCUGCCGCGGGCUGA